CGACCAACGUAUGUAUCUUCCAGUCUCUUAGACUCGCCCUCGUCGACAGCAUCGUCGACGGCUGCCGGACUCGAGUACCUCACCCCACUGGGUGAGUCUCUCGCCACGACAAUGCGUCACUCACUCACUGGUCGCGUAUCUGUAUGUUGUGUGGGAAUUCACGUGAAUCUUGGCUUUGUUUACGUACCAUGCCCCUGACCCCUUGCUUAUUCCUCCACCAUCCGGUCACUGGCUCUCCCCGCCAUGUCCUGCCAUACUCACUCUUAUCAACAACACUUCAAGUCAACUCUGCAUCGCGACUACCAGCGUCUUAUGACAAUCUCCUUGACUUUUGAUCACCUGGCAUACCCGCACAUCAUUGAGCGCGUCCUCGACUUCGCCGAUGCGCGUACCCUCUUAGCAUUCAGCCGCACGGCUCAUGCGUACCGCAAGUGCGCCCUGACCGCGACGCGCCACAUCGUGGUCGAGCGCCAGGGCCGCUCUCUCUCGAUCCGGAGCUCGCGGGGCUCUAUUGGCCGCGCAUUUCCUCCUGGUACUCACCACCUCGUCGCAAGCGCGCAUCUCUCCUCAGACACUUUCGCGCACACCAAGGUUAUCGACUUCGUCGGCGCGACGGGAAAAGGUGCCCCACGUCCACUUCACGUUGUUCCCGCAUCAGUGGUCAGAGUUAUCGAGCGUAACGGCAUCAGCAAGCACAACUAUGCGCAGUAUCCGUCCACGACUACGAUCGUCUUCGGCAAUCUGAGCUUGCGUUUUCCCAAUGAGAGCACAAUCCAUUGGUCGGGACCGGGCGUUCCGCUUGGCUCGCGGCUGGUAUGGAACGUGACGGGCUUGGGCUGCGGACAGUCGGUGGACAACAAACUCACGGAUAAAAGGUUGCGCGAGGUCGUGCUCCACUUUUCGGCCUUCUACGGGAGGCUCUCUGUGGACCCAUUCAUACGGCUCCUUAGAAUUUUGACCCAUGUGGAGAAGGUCCACGUGUGGCUAGUAGGGUUAGACACCUUUCCACCGGGCGAGUUGACCUUUGAAGCGCCCGGUCUGACCAACGAAGAGGCAUGGUCCUCCAGAUUGCUUGCGCUGGGCCCAGCCGCGGACCGUCUCUCGUUACUCACCGCUCAAGCGUACAAGGUGGAGGUUGGAGGGGAGCAAUACGAGCUUGAGACGGUCGAGGAGCUAUGGUGAUCGGAUCGGUGCAAUGGGACUGUCCUUGCCUCGUGUAGGCAGCAGUAUAGUUGCAGGAAACAGUUCAAGAUGUAUGAUAGCCAUGCAGCUUUACCACCCUGUCUGCAGGCUGUGCUGAACGC
Messenger RNA from Cutaneotrichosporon oleaginosum, 1304 nucleotides. RefSeq lists its product as uncharacterized. The record is from RefSeq and is a predicted model, not a curated record. Lineage: Eukaryota; Fungi; Basidiomycota; Tremellomycetes; Trichosporonales; Trichosporonaceae.